CGGAUACCAGGUGGCCGGGAAGGUCCAGGUGGUGCUCAACAACUACCCGCUCUGGGCCAAGUUCCACAAGCACCAGACCGAGAUGAUCAUCACCAAGCAGGGCAGGCGCAUGUUCCCGUUUCUCAGCUUCAACCUCACUGGGCUGGACCCCGUGGCUCAUUACAAUGUCUGUGUUGACAUCGUCCUGGUGGACCAGCACCACUGGAGGUACCAAGGCGGAAAGUGGGUCCAGUGCGGCAAGGCAGAGGGAAACAUGCCAGGUAACCGGCUGUACGUCCAUCCUGACUCCCCCAACACCGGCGCCCACUGGAUGCGCCAGGAGGUCUCGUUCGGGAAGCUCAAGCUCACCAAUAACAAAGGGGCAUCCAACAAUGUCACCCAGAUGAUUGUGCUGCAGUCUCUGCACAAGUACCAGCCCCGGCUGCAUGUCACUGAGGUGAAGGAUGGUGAGGGAGAUGAGUCGUACCCCUCUGCCCGCACCCAGACCUUCACCUUCCCCGAGACUCAGUUCAUCGCCGUCACAGCCUACCAGAAUGCCGAUAUCACUCAGCUAAAGAUCGACCACAACCCCUUUGCUAAAGGCUUCAGGGACAACUUUGAUUCGAUGUACACGACAUCAGAGAGUGACCGUGUCACCCCGUCCCCACCGGCAGCUGCCAGCUGCCAGCAGCUCCUUCCUGGCAGCCGCUUCCAGUCCUUCCUGCACGACCAGUACCCGCUGCCCCAGAGCCGCUACUACAAUGGAGACCGGGCACCACCCCUGCCUCUACAGCACAAGGACCCUCCCCGCUGGUACUUCACCUCCCAGCAGCCCCCCACCCCCUCCCUGGAUUACGGUACCUAUGAGGGCAACUACUCUGGGAACAAGUACAUGUCCUAUGGCGUCAAGCCCUUCACCCUGCAGGCAUCAGCCCACCCGACACUGCCCUACUACCAGGAUCACCACCCCUUCAGCUCACCCUCUGCCUGGACCCCUGGUCAGUAUCACCCCAAGCCCAGCCCAGGGGCACUGAGCUGGUUCCAGCCCAUGCGGGACUUGCGGCCGCUGCCCCCAGGGGAAGAGAAGGGGAAGGAUGCAGAGCUGUGGCCUGAGCCAGCCUCGGUAAAGUCAGCCGAUUCGUCGGACUCUGGGCUGUAUGAUGCAGAGUGUAAGCGCCGCCGCCUCUCACCCUAUGUCUCCAGUGCCGAGAGCUCCCCUCCGGCUCGAAAUGGGGACCUCUACGACAAAGAAGGGGGUGGAGAUGCCGGCUACUAUGGUUUCUAUGGCAACUGAGGACAGGCACAUGCUUGUGAGAGAGGCGAGGACUCAGCGAUUUCUAUGUGAUGUUAAAAUAAGUUCCCUCUCACAAACCCUCCCCAGCCCCCAGGUCCUAUCAGGUUGCCCCAGGAAAAGGUGAUGUUGGGGGGAGGGAAGCAGGAGCAGCAAUACAGCUGGAAGGCUGGGUUGUAGUCUCACUGGUCCGUUGCUGAUCAGACCCCUCCCCAUCCUCUCUUGCACACUUCAGAGACCUCUAGGCGCACACCAGUCACUGCUGGGUGUGUCAACACCUUUACCAGUGUGCUGAUAUGAGUGUAAGUGUGUGCUCAUGCACAAAUGCACUGAUGUGUGCAUGUGUAUACAUGAACCAUGUGUGCACAUGAAUCUGGGUACACUCAAGUACGCACACACUCCUUUCCCCAUCUUAGUGCAUAAGUCCAGUCACCCAGUGUAUGGGUACACUUUUGCGUGCCAGUAGUGGUGUGUGCACACCAGCAUAAGCACAAGUGGGCUCGGCUGUGUUCAUAAAUGGGCUCACGACCAAGAGCAUUUGCACAGUCAAGCACAAGAAGGCAGUUUUGCACACACCCACUCACACCUGUGCUUGUGCUCCCUGGCUCUCUCUGGCAUGUGCCCAGAUGCAGAGAAUUGCACAGUACAAGUGCAUGUUCUCGUGCACAAAUGUCCUGAUAUGGGUGCACAAAUGUCCUGAUAUGGGUGCUCACACCAACCACAGUGCAAGGAAGAGGCACUGCACUGUGUCAGGUUGGCAUGAGCCAAAGCCUGUAGGCCCCAUUAAGCAGCUGCCAUCCCUAGCCCUAUCACUCCUUGCUGGCAGCAGCAGGAGAAGAAAUGAUGCAUGAUCGGCAUGGACCCUAGCAGGAGACAGCUUGUGGCCUGAUUCCCUUAUUUACGAGAUGUGCCGCCUUCCAGGUGCUUGCCAUAAAGCUGGGCUUGCUGCCUCUGCUCAUCCAGAGCAAAAAUUGCCCUCAACUACUGUAAGUGUCACCACUCCU
Messenger RNA from Alligator sinensis (Chinese alligator), 2274 nucleotides. It is a transcript of the gene TBX21, whose product is annotated as T-box 21. Gene Ontology annotation, molecular function: DNA-binding transcription factor activity, RNA polymerase II-specific; RNA polymerase II cis-regulatory region sequence-specific DNA binding. Lineage: Eukaryota; Metazoa; Chordata; Crocodylia; Alligatoridae. Gene Ontology annotation, cellular component: nucleus. The transcript has 6 exons. The record is from RefSeq and is a predicted model, not a curated record. Gene Ontology annotation, biological process: lymphocyte migration; regulation of transcription by RNA polymerase II; cell fate specification. The coding region runs from base 83 to 1273 and encodes 396 amino acids.